Hemibagrus wyckioides is the source of this 2078-nucleotide messenger RNA. RefSeq names its product ADP-ribosylation factor GTPase activating protein 2 (gene arfgap2). The coding region runs from base 69 to 1730 and encodes 553 amino acids. The transcript has 17 exons. The record is from RefSeq and is a predicted model, not a curated record. Gene Ontology annotation, molecular function: GTPase activator activity. NCBI's taxonomy places the organism in Eukaryota, Metazoa, Chordata, Actinopteri, Siluriformes, Bagridae. Gene Ontology annotation, biological process: COPI coating of Golgi vesicle.
CAAAAGCCUUCCAGAGAAGAGGACGUGGUGACUCUCAGUGUCUCGCUUCACACUGCUAAGCUGGCAAGAUGGCGUCGGAACCGAACAAGACUGAAAUUCUUACAGUUUUUAAAAGACUUCGCUCGAUUCCCACUAACAAGGCCUGCUUUGACUGCGCUGCUAAGAACCCGAGCUGGGCCAGUAUUUCUCACGGGGUUUUCCUUUGCAUCGACUGCUCAGGGAUCCAUCGUUCUCUGGGCGUCCAUCUGAGCUUCAUCAGAUCCACAGAGUUGGACUCCAACUGGAGCUGGUUUCAGCUGAGAUGUAUGCAGGUUGGAGGAAACGCCAAUGCGAUGGCUUUUUUCCGUCAGCAUGGCUGCACUACCAACGACACCAACGCGAAAUACAACAGCCGCGCAGCGCAGAUGUACCGGGAGAAGAUCAGACAGCUAGCCAAUGCCGCACUCUCUAAACAUGGCACUGAUCUGUGGAUCGAUAAUUCAGGAAAUCCUCCGACCCCAGCGCCAGAGAAGAAAGAAGCAGACUUCUUUGACGAGCACACUCAGGCUGGCAACAGUUGGGACAUGGCCUCUCCUUCACUGUCUGAGCAGAAUGGAACGGUCACAGUUACUCCUCAGCUGGAACAGGACGGCCCUAAAGCGUCAGAGUCCGUCCCCACCCAACUGGACGAGGGUCCCAGCAUUGAAGGACUGAACACAGAAGCAAAAGCCACUAUGGAUGACUCGAUGAGAUUGGCGUCUGAUGAGCCACAGCCUCUUAAAGAUGUGAGACCUUCUAUUAUCGGAAAGAAGAAGCCGGUUGCUGCAAAGAAAGGGCUCGGGGCUAAGAAGGGUCUCGGGGCCCAGAAAGUGAGCAGCAAGAGCUUCAACGAGGUGGAGAAGCAGGCACAAGUGGCCGAGAAGCUGCGAGAGGAGCAGGCUGCAGAGGCGAAGAAACAGGCUGACGAGUCAAUCGUGGCCUCAAUGCGCCUGGCCUACAAAGAGCUGGAGAUUGACAGGAAGAUGGAAGAGAAGAGGCUGCAGAACCUGGAGGGGAAGAAGAGGGAGCAGGCUGAGAGGCUCGGUAUGGGCUUAGGAACCAGGAGUGUUGUGUCACACUCUGUGAUGUCAGAAAUGCAGGUGAUUGAGCAGGAGACCCCCGUGAACUCAAAGUCCUCCUCUCGCUCCAGACUGGACAUGUUUGAUGAGCCCGGGUUUACCUCUGGACCACCAAAGUACAAAGACAACCCUUUCAGUACAGGAGACAGCUUUGGCUCACGGUGGGAUACUGAUUCAAGCUCCGCCUCCUUCUCCUCUGCCUGGGCUCUAGAAAAGGAGGAGCCCAAAGAGACUGAAGUCACCAUCUCCAGCAUCCAGCCAAUUGGGGAAAGGUUGCCCAGCAGAAGGAAGCCGGAAGCUUCCAUGCCCGUCGCAGAGUCCAGCGAGGCAAGGCAGAAGUUCGCUAAUGCUAAAGCGAUCUCGUCUGACAUGUUCUUCGGCCGUGAGAGCAAUGCUGAGUAUGAGGCCAAGGCUCGUUUGGAGACCAUGUCCAGCAGCACAUCUAUUAGCUCUGCUGAUCUGUUCGGGGACGGAAGCAACCGCUCAUCGGGCGGAGCAGGAUUCGAGAGUGUGCUUCCCUCUGGACCAGACAUGGCCCAGUUUAAGCAAGGCGUAAAGACUGUGGCUGGAAAGAUGGCCGUGUUGGCAAACGGUGUUAUGAACACCAUUCAGGACCGUUAUGGCUCUUACUGACAGGACUGCAUGACUUGAACAGGAAAGGAAAUGACAUCAAACAGGACAUACCACACUGCUGACUGGAUCUGGUUUUGUUUUUUUUUGUUUUUUUGUUUUUUUUCCUCUAAUGCAUUGUACCUGAAGCACAGAAGGAGAAAAUACAGAAACAAAAAGGACGGCACAACGCAGGACCUCCUUAUCCCUUCUCCCAGUCUGCCUACAGGCCUUUGUAGAUUCUCUCUCUCUCUCACACACACACACACACUCUGACUGACAGUAUUUCUUUCUUUCUUUUUGGAUUUUGUUUUUUUUAAUAUUUCCAGUAAGUCCUCAAAGAUGUAGAAAGUGUGUUUUUCAGAACCACAG